Cyanistes caeruleus (blue tit) is the source of this 6705-nucleotide messenger RNA. The record is from RefSeq and is a predicted model, not a curated record. Lineage: Eukaryota; Metazoa; Chordata; Aves; Passeriformes; Paridae.
AUGCGCGUUUCAGAGAAAUCUCACCCUUGGCGAUUAUUAAACUUUUUUUGUUUGUUUGUUUGUUUGUUUUUCUCAGUGUGGGUGGACACGGUGUGGGACCUGGAUUUCACGGAGACCGAGCCUCUGGAUCCCUGCAUAGCAGAGGAGAUCACAGCCGGUGGGCUGCACACCUUUACCUGCCUGUACCGAGCUCUCGAGCCCUUUGCCACCGGGGACCAGGAGAGCAGAGAGAAUGUCUGGACCUUGUUUGCUGAGAACAGCCUGUCCCACCAGGCCCUGGUGGCUGUGCUGCAUCACUUUGUGCACGUGGGCCAGCACACCAAAGCCAACACACAGCAGAGGGUGUUUGGUCUGCACUCAGCUGGGCUGUACCUGCUGCUGCUGGAGAUCCCAGGCAGCAUCGUAAACCAGGUGUUCCACCAAGUGAUGUUUGAUAAAUGUCUUCACACCCUGACAAAAUGCUGGCCUCAAGAGCUGAGGAAGAGGAAGAAGGCACACGCUCAAAGCUCUCAGCCCACCGCCAGAAGGAACAGAAAGAAAGGGAAACCAUGCAGGAAUGACAGAUCCAGUAUAGAAGAGAUGUUGGAAGAGGAGGAGGAAGAGGAUGCUGAGAAUGUUUAUUUCUCAGCAGAAGAUAUUCUCCAAGUCCGCAACGCCAUCUUCCUUCUUUUGAAAAACUUUCUAAGACUUCUGUCCAAGUUCUCCCUAAAAGAAAAACCUCAGUGUGUGCAGAACUGCGUGCAGGUCUUUGUUGAGAUGACCAGCUUUGAGCCAGUGCUCCACGAGUUCGAGUUCUCAGCAGCCAUGGACGUUAAUAAAGCCAAGUACAUUCCUGAGCUGGCCUAUUAUGGACUUCACUUACUGUGUUCCCCUCUCCAUGGCACAGAAGAUAAGACCCUUCGAUGUGUGUUCCAGCAGCUCCUCAAUGUCAUUCUGAUGGUGGAGAGCAGGGGGGGUUCCAGGCGUGAGCCCCUUCCCAUCACAUCAGCCGUGACCAGCGCCAGGAACCAGGCUGUGAAAUUCAUCAGUUCUCUGGUAGAUGAGCUGAAAGAAGCUGUUUAUUCUGUUCUGCGAAUAUUGCUCCAACACAUCUGUGCCAAGGUCCCAGACAAGGCUGAUUAUCGCACCUACGCUGCCCAGGCCCUGGUGACCCUGAUGGACAAAUUCCCGUGUGCAGAGUUCGCUGAAUUCAUCGCUUGGCUUUAUAAAUACUCACUCAACCAAGUUUCCUACAGAGUGUUUGCUCUUGAUGUAGCCUUGGCUUUGUUGGAGCUGUCAGAGAGGAACCCAGACAGUUCCUUGUCUCUGGAUCAUCAGAAUUUCCUAAAGCACAAGUUUUUAGUGCAGGUCAUGGUGUUUGGCCGGUGCUCAGACAAAUCCCCCGUGGUCCGGAGCAAAGCUCUCAGCAGCUUUGCCCAUUGUCUCGAAAUGAAAUCUUCUACCUUGGAGAGCAUUCAGGACUUGCUACAGAGCUCCUCUGUCCGCACAGUGUUGGAAGAAAACACAAACACUGCAAGCAUGACAGUCGGUGCAGAAGCUGUGUCCAACCAUCCACUGAAGACCUUAUCAACUUUCAAAACUAUCGAGCUGCCAGACAGCAGUGACACUCCUGGGCCUGAUGGAAAAGAAGUCAUGGCCAUGCUGAGAGUGAGAGCUGGAGACGAGAAAACCAGCGUGAGGAAAUCUGCUCUGCAGGUGUUACUGAGCAUCCUGAGGCACGGGGUGAUGCCCUGCACGGCCGAGGACGUGGGCGUGCUGCAGGAGCGCUGCCGGGACCCGGCGCUGUCGGUGCGGAAGCAGGCGCUGCACUCCAUCACCGAGCUGCUCCUGUCUCAGCACAGCAAUGUCCUGGUGCAGAAGGCCUGGUUGAACGGAGUGGUGCCCGUGGUGAUGGAUGCAGAAAGCUCUGUCCAAGAAAAGGCUUUGGAUUGCCUUGAUCAGCUCUUGCUGCAACACAUAAAACAUUACAAUAAAUCCAGGAGUGGUGAUGGGAGGCAGGAGCUGGCGUGGGAUCUGCUCUCCCUGUUGUCUUCAGAAUGCCAGGAGCUGAGCCGUUACCUGAGCAAAGCCUUCCUUAUGUGGUCCAAGCAGCAAAAGUUCACCUCCACUUUCAUCAGUAAUGUCAUGUCUCACGUGGAGACAGAACAUUCCAGGGCAGCCUGGAUGCUGCUUGCCAAGGUGGCAGGUUCUUCCCCCAAGCUGAAUUACUCCAAGAUCAUCGAGACUUGGGACAGUUUCAGCAGGCAGCAGAACAUGAGCAGUGACACCGUGGGACACGUCCUGUGUGUCAUCGGGCACGUGGCAAAGCACCUCCCCGAGAGCAGCUCUGAGAAGCUGAAGGAGAACAUCCAGAGCUGGCUGAAGGAGUCUGAGUGUCCCCUGGAGGUGAUCAGCCCAGCUGUGGAGACCCUGCAGAAGCUCUGCCAGGCCUCUGCAGCUGCACCAGAGGAGGCACUGGAGCUCUUCAACCAGGUGUUUGGAGAUUUGGUAUCCACCUGUGAGAGCUACAUCUCCAGUAUAGUCCUCAGAGAGGAUGGAGCAGGGCAGCUGCAGGAAGAUCUCUUGGUGAGACACCUCUUCCUCCUGGGUGAGGCUGCCCAGCUGUGCCCAGCCAAGGUGGACAAACGCAUCUUCCUUUUGGUUCAGUCCAUCCUGGCCUCUUCUGGCAGCGAGGACCAAUCUUCCACAGACGGUGAGGACAUCUCCAGUUCCCAGCCGCUGUCCCAGUUCCGAGGCUCAGCCAUGCCUCCCGUGGUCAGGGCUCACGCACUCAUCACUUUAGGGAAGCUGUGCCUGCAGCACGAGGAGCUGGCCAAGAAGAGCAUCCCGGCGCUGGCGCGGGAGCUGGAGGUGUCGCGGGACACGGCCGUGCGCAACAACGCGGCCAUCGUGCUGUGCGACCUGUGCGUGCGCUACACCUCGCUGGGGGACAGAUACAUCCCCAACAUCUCCCUGUGCCUGCGGGACCCGCAGCCCUUGAUCCGCAAGCAGACCCUGAUCCUGCUCACCAACCUGCUGCAGGAGGAGUUUGUGAAAUGGAAGGACGGUCUCUUCUUUCGGUUUGUCAGUGUCUUGGUGGAUCCAAACCCAGAUAUUGCCAGGUUUGCAGAGUACUGCCUGGUGCAUCUCUUGCUGAAGAAGAACCCCAUGAUGUUCUCCCAGCACUUCAUCGAGUGCAUCUUCCAUUUCAACAGCUACGAGAAGCAUCAGAAGUACAACAGGUUCCCCCAGAGCCUGCGGGCGAAGCAGCUCUUCUCUCUGAAGGGGAAGGAUAACAAGGAGAAGAGGAUGAGGAUCUACACCUUCCUGCUGGACCAUUUCACAGAUGAGCAGAGGUUCAACAUCACCACCAAGAUCAGCCACAACAUCCUAGCUUGCUUUGUGGAUGAAGUCCUUCCUCUGGACCUGGAAGGCAGCGAGCUGCUCUCAGAUACAUUUGCAGUCCUCAGCUGCAAAGAAAUCAAGCUCUCAAGUAUGAGAUCCAGGCCUGAGGAACACAUUGAGCCUGACGAAGAUGAGAUGGCCGUGGCCAAUGCCGUCAUGCAGGUGGCCCAGAAAAAGCUCAUCUCACAGGUUCAGAAGAAGAAUUUCAUCGAAAACGUCAUCCCAAUAAUCACAUCACUCAAGUCCUUGAUGGAGCAGAAGAGGAUCCCAGCUCUGAAGGACCUGAUGAACUGCCUGAGGGAAAUGAUGCAAGAUUACCGAAACGAAAUCAAAGACUUCUUUGCUGUGGACAAGCAGCUGGCAGCCGAGCUGGAGUAUGACAUGAGGAAAUAUGAGGAGCAGCUGGCCAGGGAGAAGGAGUCAGAGCAAGAGCAGCUCUCAGCAGCCCACGGGGAGGAGCAGUCUGCCUCUUUGGAGAGAGCUGCUGGCCAGAAUAAUGACAAUGCUCAGUCUCCUGUGACUGGGAGGCUGUCCACACCUGGCUCCAUCUCUCCCUCUGGCCCUCCUGAGUUUGCCACACCUCUUGCUGAUGCUCUGAGGCAGCCACUAAUGCAUCGCAGGGCAGCAUCCCUGAGCACUCUGGCCAUCCUGAACUCUGCCAAGAAGGCAUCAGAAAAAUGGAGCAAGCAGCGCAGCAAGAGUGUGGGGAGGAGUUUAUCAGCUGCUGGCAGCCAGCAAGGGUCCUUCCAAAGCCUGAGCCAACAGUCCAGUGGAGAAAACGUGGCUGUGGCGGGGCGAGCAAUCAGCACCCCAGAGCAGACCAUUCAGGACUUGACUUUUGGUGCUGGGGUCAGUUACAUCAGCUCAACGCACACACCCGAUUCAGCUCCAGUGAAGAAGGAUGAGGAUGAGCUCAGGGAUAUCAUCUGUUUGACACUGCCAGAGAAACUCCCAGCCCCGCCUCGGGUUUGGAAGGUGGAAUCCCCAGCCAGGAGGAGCAGCCAGCGAGCGCCCCUGAAACGAUCACAGCGCAGAGCCCCCCCAAAACCUGACAGCUGAGCACAGAACCAGCAUGCUGCCUCCCCUCUGGAGUUCUGGGUGUGAAUGCACAUCCUUCCUUCUCUCUUCUGAGCUGCCUUUUCCCCAGAGCUGUCCUGGGGACAGGCAAAGCAGCGUUGUCAGUGCUGCUCUUGGCAGAGGGCUCAGAGCUGCAGUGUAAAAGGAGGGUGGCUUUUCACCCUCAGGAUGUGUAAUUUGUCCAUUUGGAAAAGUAAGGGCAUAACAUUGCUACAAACUCGGCAAUAAAUGCAUUUAUCACAGCUUGCAGGGCAGUGAGGGGCUGGCUUUACUCACCCAGUCCCUCAUUGCCCCUCUUGGUUAUAUAAUAGAGUUGCUUUAAUUUGAAUAAAGGUAAAACAGCUUGUCACUGCCACACCCCUAAAUCUGGUAAUUGCACGCUACAUCACCUCUUAUUUGUUGUGCAAACUCCUGUGUGUAUGAACAGCCUUAAUGUUCUUUUUAUAUGGAAUAUUUCCAUUCUUGAACUAUGUUAUUUCCAACUAUUAGCAUUUGAUGAAAAUAAAUGGUUGCAGAAUUAAUUCCACCCACGGCGUCUCCCCUUUUCUUGAGCUGACAGAGAAAUGAUUUUUUUUUUCCCCUGUAGAUUUCUACAGCCUCUCAGUCUCUUCUACCACAACACAGGUAUCUUGGGCCCUCACUUCAAUUAAUGUUGGGCCCAGCAGCUUUUAAAUACAGACUUUGACUUGACUGCAAGCAGGGUAUGGGUGACUCAGACAAGGUGGGUGAGUGCUCUGGGCAGGUACCUUGUUUAUCAUAAAUAUCCUGGGUAAAUCUGGCCCUUCCUGAGCCUCCCUGAUGGCCACGUGCUCCUCACUGGAGUUCUUCUGUUGUUAACCUUUAUCACAGAGCUCAUGGCCUAGAUUUCAUUGAAACUUGGAGCUGGGAUGUGUUUUAUUCCCUCUGCUUUGUCUCACUCAGACACGAGCUCCAGGCACAGAGCAGGAUUUGCUGCAGGAAUGGAAACAGAGGCACUUGCCUCCUGCACUGCAAUCCCAUCAUUUGCCUCCACUUUCCCUACUCUCUUUUGAAGAUCAGAGAGCCCUUCAAGUGAGGUUAAACUUUAUUCCCAAAAUCAAAGUCAGAGAACAGAGGAUGUAUGGAAUGGCUUUGGCUUAAGCAAUGGUCAACUGUGGCCAAACCAUUUCUUUUUGUACCUUCUCUCCUGCCUUGAGCUAUUAUUUAACCACUCUGAAUGGUCAAUUGGGAUAGUUCAUUUCCUGCUUUUUGUUUUGUCCUCCAGCAGUAUCUGAGAGGAGCCCUGUGAGUUUUGACUUCUCUAGAGAAGAACCAGGAACAAAUGUCCAAGAAUAAAUUGAUAAACAGCCCUGGACAUUCUGCCACCUCCAUCCACUGUGAGUGCUCUGACAGGACAGCCUUUCCCUUAUUUAACUGAAUUGAAAACAGCACCUCCCCAUAAUUUGGCUGUUUGAAAACCACCACCAAGCCCAAACAAAAACCCCUACAAGAAUGCUUUAUAGCUUGGUAUUUAUGUAAAACAUUCUUGGCAAAGUUAAAACAAAGUAAUACAUUAGUACAAACCUGAAUAUUAUUAUGAUACAAAUAAUUCCAUCCAUCAGCUCUCACGAGCUGGGUGGGGGGGGGAAAUCAUCUCCCCUUUCUCUCGUUAGAGAUGCCACUGUGCAUUUUAGAAGUGAAAAAAAAAAAAAAAAAGAAGUUUGGAUUCUUAGCUCUGCUGGUUUGUCACCCAAAGGCUGCCUUUGGUGGGGCUGCAGAUUGUGCUCCCAGAGCUACCCUGGUUCAACCCUUUCCUCUCUCUCUCCUUUAUUGCAGGUACCCUGAAAGCAGCACAGAGGAGGAGCAGUGGAUGCCCAGAGGGUGCAAAGGAAUGUCAGAACAAUUAGAGGCAGCAAUCAGCACUGGGUGGCUUGGAUGAAGAGCUGGCAUUAGGAAGGUAACCAGAGGGAAGCUGCAGAACAGCAGAGCUGACGUGAGGGACACAGAGAACACCUGGUUGGGGCUGCCCCAUCCUUGUCUUGGCUUCCCCUGGCAAAGGGACAAGUGGCAAUGCUUUGUUUGGGCACAACAAAUGCAGCAAUGGCAUGUCCAGCGAGGGCUGAAGGAAACAAAGCAGAGUAAAGCAGAACACCAGAAAACAACACCAACAGUCCAAAUCGUCAAGUAUCCAAAAUACUGUAUACAGGAAAAGUUAAGACAACUCAAUUUAUAUUGGAAAUACAAGAACACUAAAUUCUGCUACAUUAAAAAACCUCCUAAACCACA